Molecule: messenger RNA, 3954 nt
Organism: Vitrella brassicaformis
Lineage: Eukaryota; Vitrellaceae
Source: the annotation of a GenBank genome assembly
UCUGGCUACUCUUUUUUGUAUCCUUCUGUCUGCUCUUUGUAUCCUUGUGGCUGCUCGAGGUCUGUCGGAAUGGCGCCGCACCCCCACUUACCCGCGGCAGGUCCUCUGAUGCGCCCAUCUUGUGAUGGCCGUGGUGGCGAAGUCCUGUUCUUCCCGCCCGCCCACCACCUGCUGCUUUGCGCAGCUCAACCCCACCCCUCCCCCACGCCACACCCCUGCUGGAACCCUCAUCCAGCAGCUCAGAAUUCAGCGUGCCCUCCGGCGCCAGCCCUCCAGCAGCAGCAGGAAGCCCAGUGCAACACUAUUUUCACCCAGGUUGCGGAGGCCAUCGGCAAGGGCGUCGCUGCUAUCCGCCAGACGGCCGAGGACAUUGGCGAGAGAGUCCGGCACUUCGGACAGGGUGUCGCAGAGUGCCGCCUCUGUCCCCCCUGUGUUGCGGCCAAAGUCAAGGGAUGCGAGGAGGACACGACGACAGCGCCUGACGAAGCGCCACCCCCAGCCCCGCUUGCCCUCUCCUACCGCAACAGGGGAUACGUCAGCAGACUACCGCCGCCCCAUGCCGCUCACCCGCCAUCCAUCGGCAGCCCGAAGGCAUCACCCGCGAGCCAGCCAUGUGGGGCGAAGAUUCCCCUAAAGCUGACAGGCAAGAGGACAAGAACGGGUGAGCCGGCCAAGCCACCCACAUAUCGGCAAUCAGCUCCCAUCAUGGUGCCGGCUCCUGCAAGACCCCCCUACCCUUUCCGCACCGUGCGGCUGGAGGACGUCGGCCCCAUGAGCAGCAGCCACUCACACGUGAGGAAGAUGCGGGCCAUUCCACUUGACGAGGCCGGCAACGACCUACCCCUUUUCCACCGCCCACUGGUCGUCUGCAAGAAGGUCGGUGGCAGGGCGGCCUACCAAGAUCGCCACGAGGUCGGCUGCCACUUUCUCUUCACACGGCACGCCGAAUCCCCUCAACCGCAGACCUCCUCUUCCUCACCGCCAGGGUCAUCGGCUGCCGCGCCCGAGGAGCAGCAGCCUGAGCCCCGCUUCGCCGCCAGGGUCAUGCCGCCGACCAGCAGCCGCAUAUUCCGCAGAGUGGCGGAGGCGGAGGACUACGGAUUCAUCGAUCUGAUGAGUCCCCACGUCUUCACGCCAUUUGGAGCAUCGGGCAGCGGGAGCCCACCGGGGGAGGCGGAGGGUCCACCCGAGUCCAAGAGCGGGCAGCCAUGUAUCAAGCUGGACGGGUUGGACUCCAACGAGUUCGUCAUGCUGCACGUGCCCCGCUUCCCGCCGGGCAGCGGUUCCGUCCUGCCGCUCCUACCACACCAACAGCGAGAUUCUGAUUGGGAGGACCUGGUGUGGGAGACCGGGCUCAACAACAAGCCGAAGGAGCAGUGGGCUGAGUGGCGGGCCAAGUGGAUGGAGGAGGAUAGGGAGAAGAGCGCCCUUCCCUUCGAUGACAUCGAGGGAAUACGCAAGGAGCUCGAGCGGCUGGGAGUGGUUGGCACCCAACAAGACGCUGUACGGGUACUGCUGAUUAAGGACCUCGUGGACAAAACACGCAUGAUGCAUCAGGUGCGCCGGCUGCACGGGAAAGCGGAGCGUCGUGUCCACUCGCUUGUCUAUCCGUGUGUCUGCCUGUGCCUGUGUGUACGUAUGUGUAUCGUGCGUGUGCAGGUUGUGGUGCCUAAGAAGGGUGUGGACUACUACGCGUCCCUCACCAGCCAGACCACCCCAGGUCAGCCGGAUAUCCUCGCCAAGGCGGUCACCUACGCCAAGACGGACGGGUCCCCAGCCGUGUACGGCGACCUCACCCCCUCGAACGCCCUCGUCUGCUUCCGACAAGUGGACUUGGAGCUCAAGGGGGGCUCGGGGACGACCGGACGGUUCGUCGUGGCGUGCGUGGUGUUCGUCGACGCCAGCGUCGCAGCCACACAUGACCGCCUUAGUUGCAUUUCCGGCAAGCUCAACUACGAAACGCUGGAGAACAACCUCACCCGGCAGCUGGAGCACUCCAUGAGGGACGAGGGCGUCACGACCAGCGACAUGUGGCUCGAGGUGGCGGGGCCCUACUUCCUGCGAUUCAGCGAGCGGAGCGGCUGGGAUCGUGGCGAGGACAUCUGGGCCCUCGCCACCACUGCCAUGAAGGGCUUGCAGCAGCACACGACCUACGACGCCCACAACCAGCAAGGAUUCCCGCCCAUCGACGCCCAGAAGGCCGCCUAUCUUUACGCCACCGCCUUCAGCGAGGACGACAGGCCUGCCGAGCAGCAGAAGGUCAUCGACAGCGUCAAGAAGCGGGGAGAGGAGGGCAAGGCCACAGCUGCUCACUACGAGAAGAUCUACGCUGAGCAAUUCGAGCAGGCGGAGUGGCCGGAUACCCUCUGUCUGUGUGCGAACGGCGUCAACACCCUGACGGAGUGCGAGGCGCUGCGCACCGAGCUGGUGGAGCGGCAGCGGGAACGGUACGUGCCUGCUUCGCUGCGGGCCAGGCUGUCGUCGGAUGGGUCGGUGGGGGUGGAUGAGAUGGUCAAGAUGGUAGAGGACGGUGACUUGACACUCACCGAAGCCGCCAUCGCCAUUGUCUACACCAACAACCACGACCAUCCUGCCAAGAGGGCCGAAGGCGACCGGCUGCUGGCUAUGAGCUCCCAACUCGGCGACCUGCUCGACAAAUGCAGCGGCGUCCAAUUCAAGGUCCCCAAGCUCCCCCGGUCUCGUCGCUCGAGAAGGAAUUCAUCCAUCCCUCCCAUCUCUCUCGUCUGAGAUCGGCUGAGCGUAGAGGAGCUGGUGGAGCAGGAGAGGAUGGCGCGGGAGGACCAUUAGCUGGAGGGUUUGAAGGCAUCGCAGCUACCGACCACGCCGAUGUGGCGGCGGACGACCACGGCAGCAAUGAGGUGAUUGAGCCGGACAUUGUCAACGACGGCGGCGUGGUGGAGCCGGACUCGUUCGACAGUGUUGACAGUGGUGACAAUGACGGCGAGGAGGAGGGAUUGCUCGAGGGCGAUGGGGAGGGGGAGGACAGGGAGGGGUUAGGAGCCGUCAGCGAGGCGUUGCUGGGCAAGCAGCACAGCGACGAGCUCAACACGGCACUAGCUGGCAUCCCUCACGACGCCGCCCACAUGGCGGACCCUCACGUGUGUGGGUCAGUGGCUACUGGGCCAGCUGGUGCCCGAGUACCUCACGCAGACCUACAGCAACAUCAAGGCGGUGCAGCGGCGGCUGGCAACAGACUUCUCCCGCACUUCACGGUCAUCCUCAACAACAUGUGGGCGCGGGACCCCGGGUGUCGCGGAAACUGCUCGACAUGUGCUCGACGAGGGGCGGACGGGCCUCAACGUGGUGCUGAUGCAGACGAGCCUCUCGCCUUUCCUGUUUAAGCGACGGGCUCGUCCAGUGUGAGGACCUCAACCUCAACCAGUGGCUGACGCAGCAGCUGCGCCAUGACGUCAACGCCGCCAUCGUGGGCUGCGCGGCAUUCCUCAAGAGCAAGAUGCCCCGGACCGAGGUGCGGGACCACGUCAAGCGGGAGGGCGCCCUCGACAGGGACACCGUGGGGCAGUUCAUGUCGAUCCUGCAGCCCUACACGACAGGCAUCGACGUUAAGGACACCACACACAAGACAAGGAGUACAGCUCGCUCGUCGCUGCUGCCAUCUAGGUACGCAUAUACACAGACAGACAGACAGACAGAGGGAAAGACAGAGUCGGGCUUCUCAUUCAUGCGUCUGUCUGUCUGUCUGCCUGUCUCAGGCUUCCCGGAGCUCUCUACGCUCUCUGCCAACCACACGGCCUCGUCCGCGGCCGCCGCAGUGCACAACGGGGAGACCGACAAGGCGCCGGAGGCGCCCAACAGCCCCCACGCUGCUGCCAACCACAACGGCACCGAGAACCAGCCUGCCGCAGUCGAUGACUGGCGGGAAACCCCCAAUGGACACAUGGAACGCGGCAGCUGAGCAAGACGCAGGCGAGC